Messenger RNA from Asterias rubens (European starfish), 9528 nucleotides. RefSeq names its product histone acetyltransferase KAT6B-like. Gene Ontology annotation, cellular component: nucleosome; nucleus; MOZ/MORF histone acetyltransferase complex. NCBI's taxonomy places the organism in Eukaryota, Metazoa, Echinodermata, Asteroidea, Forcipulatida, Asteriidae. Gene Ontology annotation, biological process: nucleosome assembly; regulation of DNA-templated transcription. Gene Ontology annotation, molecular function: DNA binding; histone acetyltransferase activity; zinc ion binding. The transcript is spliced from 21 exons. The record is from RefSeq and is a predicted model, not a curated record. The coding region runs from base 620 to 9142 and encodes 2840 amino acids.
AGUUACAAGGGGCGAUUGAUCAAUUUUCUGUCGUUUUCAUGCUUGAGUGCAGAUUUAUUACUUCUCAGAAUUAUAAUUCAAAAAAUCCCUUUAUUUGGAACCAACCAUGUAAAUAUGACUCGGUUUGAUGUAAGAUGGCGACGGUUAUUAUGCUUGGAUUUGGAACCUUCUGUCAGCGAUUUUAUCGUCGUCUGCCGACUUUGUUGAAGAUAAAUAGAAAAGCUACACUUACCAUCUACUGAGGUUAAUUCAUAUUGAGCUCAAUUCUUUGUAUAGAUCAGUUCAUGCAACAAGCCAAGCCAAGGUCAUCAGCUACUUACAUGUCAACAAAGACAGGAUUUUUAACCGCAGUGUAUGAUUAGCCACAGUACAUUUGCCACCAGUGGAAUAUCCUAACUUGUAUUGGACUGGUGUUAUUGUUGACCAAUUCAAAAGGUCAAACCAAAGGUCACCCAACCAGGAAGUAUUCAGCUCCUUGUGUAUUAAACACUUCCUGACAAUGUAAAAAAAAAAAUUGACUACAGACUUGUCAAACAAUGUGAUUUUAUAAAGCUAAGUAGCAAAGUGAUCCAAAGUAUGCACCCCAGCAGAAACUGCUUGUGACAGCUGGCUGGGCAUAAUGGUGAAGGAUAGCGACUCUUGUCUCGCCAAUCCGAAGUACACGCAGUGGAUUCUGGAAGCCAUCUCCAAAAUCAAGAAGCAGAAGCAGAGGCCCUCACAGGAUCGCAUCUGCCAUGUCGUCCACUCCAACCGGGGAUUGAGUGAGACUCUGGUGUUGGAGCAGUUGGACCUCAGCGUCAAAGAUGGCAAUAUUUCCAAGGUGAUCAACAAGGGCGUGGCCUCCUUUAGGGACGCGGAUGUAGGGAGGACAAUGAAGAAGCGCGGCCCGUUGGCCGCGAGCUUACCAAACAGAAACUCAAACAUGCUCAAGUUAAUGCAGAACGCCAUCGUCAAUCUGGGCGAUAGCGGAUCGACGUUGAAGAGCAUUGAGCGAUACAUCCGCCAAUCGCAUGCGGACAUUGAUCAUGGUGAGCUGACGUCACAAAUACGGCUGGCCGCUAAAAAAGGGGCCAGUAAUGGCAAACUUUUGAAAGAUGGUCGCAUUUACAAGAUGCCAAAGUCGCUGAGUGGAAACACUCGUUCUAAGGAAACUGCGAGUAGUAGCACCUCGGUGAAUUCAAAGGAUGACCGCCAAGUUGCCCCUCCUAUGGCCGUGUGCAGCUGUUGCCAGGCGACAGCUGAGUGUAACAGGGAGGGCAAGCCCGAACAGCUGUUGUCCUGCGUGGACUGUGGAAACAGCGCUCACCCAUCCUGUCUGAAGUACUCGGCCGCGCUGACGGAGAGGGUCCGACAAAUCCAUUGGCAGUGUGCCACCUGUAAAACAUGUGCAAUCUGUGACAAGAGGGGAGAUCAGGAGCUGAUUUCAUGUGCAUGGUGUGGUAGAGGACAUCACAUGAGCUGUGUCAAACCACAACUCAAAAGAGUUCCCAAAGGUCCGUGGAAGUGUAAGCCUUGUAAAACUGGAAAGUGGCAAUCCAUUAAGACGUUAUCAUUGUCGUCUUCGUCGUUGACGUCGUCUGGGAGCGCACCGAUCGGCCUGAAGAGAAGCUACCAGUCCAAGCUGGGAAAAGCCAACAGGUUGAAGCUUCAGUCUGUUAAGUCCGCCCCUCGAAGAACAGGCUGCUCCUUUCCAGGGUGUAAUGGUACAGGUAACACCAAUGGCAAAUCAAAGCUGCAUAAGUCGCUCUUUGAAUGCCCAAGAUGCCCCCCAGGUAAGCGACCCCCAAAGCCAGGGAACCGUAGGCUAGGCGGCAAUUACUCAUCAACAUCAAUGGGAAAGGGUUCCACCCACACCCCUAAGACCCCCAACAGGUCUCAAACACACCCCAACCCUCAGGCACCCACUGAGGUAUCCGAGGCACCAGAUUCAUUUUGUACGCCCACAUUGGAGCCAGAUCAGCCCCCGGUGCUGACACUGCCUCAUUACUACGACCCCAAGUACAAACCCAAGGGUCUCGUCGACGGAUUGAGUCGCUUCUUUACGCCGACCAACCGGCGGAAGUCCAGAAGCUCUUCGCAGUCGAGCAUGGGCUUCUAUCCGAUCAGUCCCCCGCCCAAACCCCGCCCUGUGCAAAAGUCUAACAGCGACCCCAUACCUCCAUCGUCACGACCGAGUGGAGGAAUGAAACCAGUAGAAGCAGAAACCAAAGAGAAAGUCUGUGCUCCCAUUCGUGAGGAAACUUUGUCGAGUGGCGGGAAGCAGAGGACUUGUCCACCGCCCAUGACAAGCUUCAACGGUGUUGCCAUGCACCAGCAGCAGCAGCAGCACCAACAGCACCUGCAGCAGCAGCAUCAGCAGACACCCCAGGCAGCUGAAGACAAGUCACACUCCAAUUCCUCGUCACCACACUCGCAGAUCAUGCGCACGGGUAGCUCGCAGCUGAAGAGUCUAUUUGACGGCUUGUCCCAUCUCUACGCCGCUCCCACGGAGCCUCGAAAGCGUGGACUGUACGGUUUCCCGCCGAUCUACAGCCCGCAGAAGAGACCGCGUAAGACGCCGGUGGACAAGGUUUCCCCAAACGGGAGUAACAAUAAAAAAAACGGGUCUUUGAAAUCGCGCGGUGGUCUGUCGGCCAGCGCAUCAAAGAUUGUGAAGAAAGCGCGGGCGGCAAUGGGAUCUAAGAAGACCAGGUCUGUUGGGGCGGUGGCCUCGGUCCAACGGCAAAUUGCUGUCAAGAAGAAGUCAAGCAAAUCGGGGACGUCGACACCAACGGAUAGUGUGACAUCCUCGAAGCCGUCGACCAGCACUAAGAAAUCCAGUAAACCGUCAUCUGAUUCCCCGGUCUCGGCGGCGACAACGACGACAGCCGCUGCGGCCCCACCGAAGCCGUCGCUUCCGCGCGGCGUCACUGACCGCGACGUGGAGAUGUUUCGGCAAGCGCAGGAGAGAGCCCUGAUGGUAAUUAUGUCAGACUACUACAAACAAGCCACAGCGGGUCAGACGAGCAGCUCCGAGCCUCAGCAGCUUGACCAUCAGAGUCGCUCACCCAGCUGCAUCGAGUUUGGCCAAUACCACCUCCAGACCUGGUACUCGUCACCCUAUCCUCAGGAAUACGCCAGAUUACCAAAGCUGUUCUUGUGUGAGUUCUGUCUGAAGUACAUGAAGAGCAGGAGUAUCCUGGUCAGACACCUGGCAAAAUGUGGUUGGUACCACCCGCCGGCCAAUGAGAUCUAUCGUCACAACGACAUCUCUGUCUUCGAAGUGGACGGUAACAUCAGCAAGAUAUACUGUCAGAAUCUGUGUCUUCUGGCGAAACUUUUCCUCGACCACAAAACUCUGUACUACGACGUCGAGCCGUUCCUCUUCUACGUCCUGACCAAGAACGAUUCAAAAGGAUGCCACCUUGUCGGUUACUUUUCUAAAGAGAAGCACUGUCAGCAGAGGUACAAUGUCUCUUGCAUCAUGACGUUACCGAUGUACCAACGGAAAGGAUAUGGAAGAUUCCUCAUUGAUUUCAGUUAUCUGUUGUCGAGACAAGAGGGUCAACCAGGCACCCCAGAGAAGCCCCUGUCGGACCUUGGGAGGGUCAGCUACUGCUCCUAUUGGCGUAGCGUCAUCUUAGAGUUCCUGGACAAGAACGGAGAUAACAGACAGAUCACCAUCAAGAGCAUCAGUCGAGCUACAGGGAUGUGUCCUCACGACAUAGCAUCAACGCUACAAUCACUUAAGAUGGUAACCAAGAAGGAUGACAGGGUUGUACUAAAGCUUAGGCACAAGAUAAUUAAUGAGCACAAGGCCAAGGUUGUUCGGAGUAGACGUAUCGAGCUGGAGGAGGACUGUCUAAGAUGGACGCCCCUGGUGGUCAGUGGUAUGGCCAUCAUGGAGGAAGAGAAAGAGGUCAAACGAGAGGUUGCAAUGAUGGGCGCUCUAGUGAAUGACAUUGAUGAGGAGAGACGACGUCUCGACUUCUCUCCCAAGUCAUCUCCUCAGAAGACACUAAUGAGGAGUCCACCCAGACCCCUGAAGACGCCUCUCAAAGGUAGCUUGAACGUUGCCGCCCUCAAGACCUCAGAUCCCUCCCAGUUGAAGUCAACCCUGGCUCUCCCGCCCAAAUCCCCACCACCAAAGACACCGCCGUCCCAGUCCAAGCUGAAGAAGACGUCCAAGUUCAAGUUGUUGACGCCCAAGAAGUCGUCCACGUCAUCGGACAAGUCGCUGAAGUCUCCCAGCGGCAGCACCUCCUCAAAGAAAUCAAAGAAAUCACACUCUGAGAAAACCUCGGAGAAGGACUCUGAAGCCACCAGCAAGUCGACAACAUCAAAUUCAAAGUCAGGCAAGAAAAAAUCGCUCAAGUCGUCCAAGUUGAAGUCAAGCAAAGACAAGUCGAAGAGCAAACUUAGCAAGUCUAAGUCAAAGACUGAUUCCGAGAAGACGUUCCUCUCAGAGGGAUCGUCGCCGGGAAAGUCCAAAAUGAAGGUCUAUCGUAAAUCACGGACCAAGUCGCGGCUUAAAGCCCAUCGUCGUCACCGGAGCCAGAAGGUCAACCCUUCCUCUAGGUUAUCACCUGAUACAGACAGUGAUGAUGCGCCUUUGCAUACUAUUAAACCAAAGCAGCUAACGGGUCUUGAGAAACGGAGCUCAACGGAUGUCUUGGGUGAUAGCUGUGACAUACCACCGCCCGAACUUACAAAGGAAAAGGUUUACUUGAGGAGGAAGUAUGGGAAGAAGCGUCGACGACGGAUCCCAGUCCUAGAGUCGAUCAUAACCGAUCCCCUCAUGAAAGAACCAGACGCUAAGAGACCAAGACGGCACGAGCCCCCCAGUGAGGCAGAAAGCAAGAAAACCAAAGAGACCCCAUCCACUAAGUUGAAAGUUGAUGGAAAGAAGACCAACAAGAAACGUCAAAGGCGGAAGGCUGAGCCAAACGGCAACAUCGGUUCAGAAGACGACUUUAUGAUGCCGACCAGCACCACCGCUGACAAAAUCAAGAGUAAUAACAACGAAGGACCCAGGCCCGUCACACGAAAGUACACAAAGCGAAACAAGACUGCGCCUGUGACAACUCAAUCUAAGGCGAGCACAAUACCUUUAAUACCGUUGCCAAAAAACGAAGAGCCCGUGACCCCCGCCUCGGGAAAACGUGGGUGGCCUAAGGGGGUCAAGAGGGGCUUACAGGACAAUAUAAGGCCACUUCCUCGACGCAAAAAGAAAAAACAGCGUGGCUGGCCCUGGAAGGGCAAAAAGAGGCGGGCACCGCCCGUGCCGAGAAACCCGGAAUCGGAUGGCAAUGACGCGGAUGACUCCAGCCAAUCUGAUCAGGAUGAUGAUUGUGACAGUACUGUAACCUCCUCAAAGAGUUCCGUGUCGACAGGGGAGUCCCUUUAUAUGUUGCCGCAGAAUACGCGACGUUGUGUUGAUGGAAAAUGCAGUACGGACGAGGAUGAUGAUGAUGAUGACGACAUUGUCGAUGAUGACAUUGUUGAUGAUGACACUGUCGAUGAUGACAUUGUCGACGAUGACACUGUCGAUGAUGACAUUGUCGAUGAUGACAUUCUAGAUGACACCGUUGAAGACAGUCCGAAAAUAAACGGCUGUGAGGAGGUGACUAGCCCCUGUGAGGUUCUCCGCGGAGGAGUUCCACCCAAGGAGGAUAGCCUCGUCAAAGACACUCCCAUCAUCACCCUCAGUGACUCGGAUUCGGACCUCGAUAAGAACAGGCAAAGUAACCACGUGGUUGAGAUUAAUACAUUCAAUCACACCGCCAAAGUCAGUGAUGAUCUUGACGAUGAGAAAGACUCAGAUUUAGACUCUGAUUUGUCGGACGGACUAGACAUUCGAGAGCAGACUUUGAGUGAUACAAUAAAAAAAGCAGCGAGUGUGUUAGAUAACGAUCUGGAAGACAAUUGCGACGAGAGGAAAUCGUCAGAGAGUCAUGAUGAAAAUGGCGUAGCAUCUUUUAAGAGUGUCUUCUCUAAUGAGUCUAGUGAUGCUUUCGGUGAAGACACUGAAUUGAAUAAGUUUGAUCUUACAAACACCAACGCUAGAGCGGAACCGUCUCCAGAAGCAGAAGCUGUUCCUUACAAGGAAAGUGAUAACAGUGAAAGUGAAGAGGAAGUUGCAGCUAAACCAGCUGCGGAAUCAGAAAAUGAAGAACCUGCGGAAGAAAAUGAGAUUGACCUGACUGAAAAUAAAGAGAUAUCAGAUGCGCCUGUAAGCGGUCUUUCGGAGCUUUCAGAGGAGAAAGAGCGAAACGGUAGUGACAGUGUAUUUGAGGAUGAAGGGUCACCUAAGUGUAGCAAGCAAGAUGAGGCAACGUUGAUAGAGACUGCGGAAGCUGUGGAAUCUAUCAUGGACGUUAGCGUCAUACAGGAUGAAGAGACAGAAGCCAUGAUGCGCUCCUAUGAGAGGUUUGAAGCGGAGAAUCCUCUUCCUAAUGAUGAAGAACAUCAGGACGACGAGGAGAGUGACAAGUUUGUUGCGGAUGAUGUACAAGACGAAGAGCAGAUUCCCAUGGAACAGGAGUUACCACCAGCUGAGCAGAAACGGCCAGAUCUUGAGGAGACCCAUCCCUUGGAGGAAGACCAGCACGGAGGACGGCAAAUUGCGGAGGACGUCUCUGAAGAAGUGUGUCCGAGGAUAUUGGCUGAAGGAGUCCCCAGUCAGAAUCCUCCAUCCCAAACAUCUCCUUAUUCUGAGUUGUGUGAGCCUGUAGAGCCACUGCCUGUUCAGAAUCAACCAGAACCGGAAAGUGUUUUUACUGACAACCAAAUCCCGAAACAGAACAACAACGAAUCUGUUCGACAGUUGGAUCACAUGGAAAGUGACAAAUCCUCAUUAAUGCCUUUGCCACAGGAAGACGGGACUGCUUUGAGUCAAGACACUCACACGCUAACGCAAGAAACGGGGAAACUUAUCAGCAUGGCCACAAGAACUAGUGACGCGGAUCUAGCCUCAGAUCCCCUAUAUGGUAAUAUGCCUAUGGAAACAGACAGUACAGCACAUGGGCCAUCUAACUUGCCAGAUGGACUUCAGGGCGAGGCCGUGAAUAUGACUCGCCAGUUGUCUUGUGAGCAACAAAUGGGAAGGUUACAACACGAACUUCUUCCUUCAUGCAGGCAUGUUCAGCAUCCGUUCCGCAACUCCUGCAUGCAAAUUGCAGAGAUCUGCGAAGUGGAACAGAGUGAGAUGAUUGGGGGAAACAGUGGGAUGGGAAAUCAAAUCAUGACCGGCACUAACAUGGGGACCUCACAGAUGCCAGGGCAGCCCGGUUUAAACCAGCAGCCCAGUUUAAACCAGCAGCCCAGCUUAAACCAGCAGCCAGCGUGUAGCCCUAGCAUGAGCAGCAAUAGCUCUCAAGUCUGUAGCCCCGGUAUGGUUAAUCAACAGCAGCAAGUGUGUAGUCCUAACAUGAUUGCCAGUCCCCAAAUGUGCAGCUCAAACGUCAGCCCACAACAGAUGCAACCCAGCAUGAGCCCACAGUUGCCAAGCCCACAUCAAGUGAACAGCAUGAACAGUCCGCAGAUGAACGUAAGUCCACAGAUGUCAUGUGUGAGCCCUCAUCCGGUGGUGGGCAAUAUGAACAGUCCACAAAUGAGCAGCAUGCACAGCCCACAGGUUAACAGCAUGCAGAGUCCGCAAGUAAACAGCAUGCAGAGUCCGCAAGUAAACAGCAUGCAGAGCCCACAGGUAAACAGCAUGCAGAGUCCAACUGUAUGCAGUCCGGCGGUUAACAGUGGGCAGCAAGUCUUGAGCCCUGCUAUGGGCAAUGUACAGGCCUGCAGUCCAGGCCUUGCGAACACUCAGGUGCGGAGUCCAGUUUUGAACAAUCCUUCGCGGAGUCCAGCCGUCAACAGUGUCCAAGUAUGCAGCCCAGCUAUGACAAAUGCUGUGUGCAGUCCUACCAUGAGUAAUUCAGUGUGUAGCCCUGUGAUGUCCAUUAGUAAUAGUGUGUGCAGCCCAACAAUGAGUAAUACUCAGGUGUGUAGCCCCAAUAUGGCCAACUCUCAGAAUGUGUGUAGCAGCCCGCAAAUGAACGGGGUGCCCAUCAACAAUCAGGCAUGCAGUCCGCAAAUGGGAAGCCCCCAGGUGUGUUCUCCGGGAAUGGCCGCACAGCAGGCAUCGUGUAUGCAGGCAAAUGUUGGUCAUUCACCCACACGUCGCAACAGCCUUAAGACCAACAGACAGUACAACGCCGGCCAGGCUUCACAGCGACGGAAGUCUACCAGCACCAGUUGUAAUUUAGCCAUGCUGCAGAAGAUGACCAAUGAUAUCAUGCCCAAUCCACCAAUAACAUUACCACGGUCCCCGAAGCCCACGGCUAAUCUUACCCCUCCACAGAACCCAACACCCCCACUGAUAGCCACAACGACCCCGCCGCCGCCUCUGCAGCGUAAGCAAACUCCGCCCAUCGCCAACACUCAAAUCAACAGAGUGUCGGAGAUGCGUCCCCCUCAGGUAAACGCCUGGUCUCCUAUGCAGCAGCAACACCAGCAGCACCAGCAGCAGAUGCAGUUGCAGCAGAUAGGCGGGCAGAUGAAUGAGCAGAUCGGAUUUAGAAAUGUCGCCAUGGAGAACCAUCAACUGCAAAUGCAGCGGUUUCCUUAUCCUCACCACCAGCAGCAGUACCCGUCGCAGCAGUACCACCACCACCACCAGCAGCCGCCGCCGACGCCGCAAGCCCAGCAACACCAACAGCAGCUUCAUCAACUGCAACAACAUCAGCAGCAUACGCAGAUGCAGAAUCAGAAUAUCCCAAACCACCCUCCGCGUCUGGCGACCCCUCCCUCCCACAACUCAAGUACUCACUGCAACAUGCCAGUCAUGCAGCAGCAUGUCUGUAAGAACACUUUUCAGCCCCAUCAGAACCCCCCACUGCGGCAGCAGCAGCAGCAGCAACCACAGCACCAGCAACCCCAACACCACAACUACAACUAUAUGCAGGGGUAUCCAACACAGCAGGCCACCUUAAAUGGUUACGUUGGACACACACAGCCUGUGAUGCAUAAUGCAUAUCAUAAUGCGGCGGCCCAAGGGUAUAUUGAGCCACCCCCUGUCCAUAUGGUUAACGUCCCAACACCACCACAGCAUGUGUACCAACGCUACAACAUCGGUAAUCACAGUCAAGCAAUGAUGAGGCGGUAACAGAAACAGUCCAUGUUCAAAAUCACAUCGAAAAAUCUCAGAGUUUACGAGAAAGGUGCAACAUUUGAUUCAAACAGUGCACUGCAAUUUAAGAAUGAUCAACAAUCUAGAAUUUACUUUAUAAUGCCCAGUGAGUAAAUUUAACGGUACAAACUUGGUGCUUUUAUCUUCUCCAGCUAAAAUGACUGGCCACACUCAUGACAAAAAAAGAAACAACAACAAAUAACCUUUCAAGGACACUUUCACACAACUUAAAAUGGUUAUGUGGACAGUAUCCAUCUGACCAUUCACAAGGUUCAGUAUUUUAUCUUUGCUUUAAAGGAACUGGACACGCUUGGUAAUUGUCAAAGACAAGUAUUCACACUUGGUGUAUCCCAACACAUGCA